AUGGCAGGUGUGACUCCUGGCACGAUUUCCGGCAGCCUGCAGGUGAUGCCCCUGCUGAUCCUGUGCAUGGGAGGAGAAAUGAUUUACAUUUUGGAGCAGCGACUAGAGGCACAGAAAAUCGCCCCCCAGAAGGGCGAGAAGGUGCUACACGACGUUAUCAAGAGCAUGUUUUUUCCACGUUUCCUUGAGGAGCUGUUCCGCCCCCAGGAGGUGUUUUCGCUGCACAGUUGCCGGCAGGUUUUUGACCGGCUUGCGCACUCCAGCAUCAUGCGACUGAACGAAAGCAGUAUGGACAAGCUCAUGGACCUCAUCACCAUGGGUUUCAAGUACCAAUUUCUCUGCUGCAGCAGUGGUGAGGAGCUGUGCGACGUCGCGUGGAACCAUCUCCACGCCUGCAAACGCAUCGCGGGCAAUGACAACAACGAGCUGCUCGCGCUGAUUGCGCAAGGGGAAGAAAUGUUUCAAGGGCUGUUCAACUCUAUGUCCAUGUACGCUUUCCGAGAGCUCCGAAUGCAAUUGGCAGCGUUUCUGCAAGAUCGCCGGGUAAAGGUCAGCCUCUUCCUUCAAGACGAAACACAAAACCAGGAUGGGGCCAUCGUCGUGCCGCUCGGUGGGAGCCUACCUUUCAACUCGCUGCCUCCCGGAACGGUGACGUAUCUUCAGCAGGACUUGCGCGAAGAGCUGUUAGAUGGAAUGGUUAGCGGACAUGGCGUCUAUUUCGUGAACCAGCAGCGGGUGGCGAGAGUAAAUCCGGGCUCUGCUAAUUGGAGCGAGUUGGGGACGAAUUUAUACGCAAAAAACGCAUCCAAGAGCGGGGAAAAAGGUAAGUCGCAGCACAGUUGUGACGAUAAUCGAUCAAAACUACAAGCCUGUGAUUCAUUCGUGGGCACUUCUAGUAAGUAGCAGUAUGGCUUGCGCAUCCUCGUGGAUGAUCAUGCGACUAGGAGCCCCGUUAUAGUUGCAGCGUCGGCAUUGAGUAUUGUUUUGUUGCCAUUGUUUUUUGGUGUACCAACUUUUGACUACAUCAUCUCGGUAGUCAUGCCUUCGCUUUUCUCCUUGAUUUUAUUAUUGUUUGUGUUUUUCUUCAGGUUACAACUCUGCGGGUGCAAGAUCCUCCGGAAGUGAGAGCCAGCAUCUUGGGCGGUCCUCCGGAAUGGUAUCGCCACGCACUGCCAAACGGAACGCAGUUGAUCAGCUAAACAACCUAGCGGCCGUGCUCGGGCCAUCAAAGCCAGCGGACGACUCAGAUACAUUUCACUUCAAUAAUCUCUUUCAAGGCGACCGCAUGUUCGAUACGGAGAAUGUCGGUAUCACCGAGGCGCAUUUAUUUUUUCACUUUUUCCACUUCCAUGUUGAUGUUCGUCAAAUGGCACAAAGGCCAACGUCAUCAUCUUGUCCAUCUAGCAACUAGUUCGAUUUUCGUCUGGAUGAAGUAGGAGUGGGAGUGGGAGCCAAGAAUCUUUUCCUUUGCAAGCAAGGUAAAGGAUCUCUUCUGGUCCUCUGAGGCACCAGGCAGGAGCUCCCCCAGCUGUUCGUGUGGAUUCCCUCGGCCUCAGCUGCAUCUUGCAGCCGCCCUUCGCUCCUUUGUUUUGUCUCCCUCCCAUGAUGGUCAUCUAGUUAGUGUACCACCUCGCUUCAUGAUGAAGGGAAACACGAAUCGCACGCAAAUUAUUUACAACUUCAGUUUUAAUGCGGCAAGGCGACUCGCCGAAGGAGCGUGCGAAACCCAUUGUGCUCAAGCAAGCAAAUGCCGAGCACAAAACAGCGCUGGAUAGUGUGCGUAGAGACCUCGACGAGCAAGGUGCUGCCGGGAGUGCUGGCCCGGUUCCUCGGAAUGCCGAAGAAGAAGAUCUACUUGAUUUGCUCGGCUAA
Molecule: messenger RNA, 1872 nt
Organism: Amoebophrya sp. A120
Lineage: Eukaryota; Dinophyceae; Syndiniales; Amoebophryaceae
Source: the annotation of a GenBank genome assembly